CCCAACCUGACAGAAAACCACAGGAUCUCUGUGAGCUGUCCACAUUUUGGUAACCAGAAUGCUGCGGUACGUUGUAGCCCUCUGCCUCUUGGCUGUGUCCUGGGCACAGGACUGCCAGGUGGCCAACAUCCAGGUCAUGCAGAACUUUGACAAGACAAGGUAUGCAGGCACAUGGUACGCUGUGGGAAAGAAGGACCCAGAGGGUUUGUUCUUAAUUGACAACAUCGUGGCCGAGUUUACCAUCCACGAAGAUGGCGCAAUGACCGCCACAGCUAAGGGCAGAGUCAUCAUCCUGAACAACUGGGAGAUGUGCGCCGACAUGAUGGCCACGUUCGAGGCAACCCCCGACCCCGCCAAGUUCAGGAUGCGCUACUGGGGAGCCGCAUCCUACCUGCAGACUGGAAAUGACGACCACUGGGUGAUCGCCACCGACUACGACAACUACGCCAUCCACUACUCCUGCAGAGUGGUGGACAGCGACGGCACCUGCCUGGACAGCUACUCCUUCGUGUUCUCUCGCCAUCCCACCGGCCUGAGGCCGGAGGAUGUCGAAAUCAUCGUCCAGAAGAAGACGGAGCUCUGCCUGCUGCACAAAUACAGACGCGUUGCACACAAUGGCUUCUGUGAUAGCAGCUAAUCCAUUGUGCGAUCAGGGGACCCACUUUCGAAGCACCCUCCUCUGGGACUGCGUGCCCCUCUGCUGGUCUCCGGACUGAACGCCACCGGAGUCCUCUCUCCUCUACAGUCUUUGUCUUAACAGAGAAAGAAGCCCACUCUUCUUUAGAAAUAAACUAAAAACCAUGGCAACUAUAAACUGUCACGUUCACAUGACACACACUGUGAUUAAAAAAGGAAAGAUGACUGUUGAUGCCGGCCCAUUGUCACUUCCCUAAAAUUAGCUCAUUAGUAAAGGAGAUGUUGGGCCUUUUAACGUCCAUCAUGUGUUUUUUUGUGUGUGUGUGUGCGGGAUCCUCAGCGUUAGUGUGAAACCGCUUUCUUCAUCAGUGGAACUCUCUGGUUCCAGUGACUACAUAUAUCAGAUCACCAAGGCUUUUUGAAAAAAUUCCGGCCUACGUGACAAAUAAUCAGUUGAGAAAAUCUUUGAUGCUGAGGUCUCAGCAUAACUGCAGCUCCGGAGAAAAAACCCCACCAUGUUUACUCAAAAAAGAAAAGAAAAGAAAAAAAAACAGGUUCACAAGUCACUGGCUUUGCUUUUUACACUGAAGGACUUACAGUAUCUUGUAGCACAGAAGCAGAUUUUUGUUAAUAAACUGUCAUACACUCAUAUUAAGUCAUUUGCUCUACAGGCAUGUUAGUUUGGUUUGCCUCUUGCAUGACGUGUACUCCUUGAUCCAGUUUUUUGGAAAAUUAAACAUUCAUAUCGCGUUAGCGUCCGUUCAAUUUUUGAUUGCAAUGAAAUAUUUAUCUGUAUUCCUAGAUUGCGAAUAAUGAAUUCAUGUUGUUUGCUUUUGGAUUCAGUCAAUCAAAAUGCAAGUGUGUGCAGAAUUUGUUUGCCUCGUGUGUCUAUCAUUGUGCAAAUAAAAGACGUCAAACAAAAAACAA
Molecule: messenger RNA, 1563 nt
Organism: Acanthopagrus latus (yellowfin seabream)
Lineage: Eukaryota; Metazoa; Chordata; Actinopteri; Spariformes; Sparidae
Gene: rbp4
Product: retinol binding protein 4, plasma
Exons: 6
Coding region: 59-637 (192 amino acids)
Biological process (GO): retinol transport
Molecular function (GO): retinol binding; retinol transmembrane transporter activity
Source: RefSeq, a predicted model, not a curated record